Messenger RNA from Racocetra fulgida, 890 nucleotides. The record is from the annotation of a GenBank genome assembly. Lineage: Eukaryota; Fungi; Glomeromycota; Glomeromycetes; Diversisporales; Gigasporaceae.
AUGACGCUAAUAAUGAUGCUAAUAAUAAUGGCGCUGAGCGCCUAUCUCAGUCUCAAAAAUCCUACGAUCAUUCUUCCCAUUCUUCACACUCUUUCCCUUCCAACCAAAAUCAAAACGAUAUUAUUAAUAAUGACUCUUUACAACCUCAACAAUCAAAUAUAUUAAAAAAUUCCAAUAAUAGCAAUACAAAUUUAAGCAUCAACCCAAGCACUAAUUCAGCUGAGAGAUAUAAUCCCGACCUUGAUGAUUUUAAUUCAAAUAGUGAUCAACACGAACCCUUAAACGCUCAUCAACAUAAAUCUUAUUUGUCAACAUCAUCAUCUCAACCUUCCUCCUUACAGAAUAUCCCAAAUAAUAAUAAGAGUGAAAACCUAUUUUUCCAAAAAAGAAAAAAAGUGUUCUGCUUAUGCUGUGGUGUCAUAGCCUUAAUAAUAUUGAUCAUGAUUCCUAUCUUUUUGUUUGUGAUUGCUCCUUCUGUCGCUCGAAAUGUUGUUGCUGAAUCAAAAAUAUCAUUCAAUGAUGUAAAAUUAUCUAAUAUUUCUGAAGAUAACUUUUCUUUGUCCUUUACCGGUGCCGUCUCAAACACCGGUCCGCUCUCGGCAUCCAUAUCAAUUCCUAAAGGUGUUACAAUCUCUUUUAAAGAUGUGACGUUAGGUAGAAUGGCUUUGGACACGAUUAAUACCACACCUUCUAGUGGUGCUACUCUCGAAUCUACUAAAGUAUUUAAAAUAGUGGACAAGAGUGCCUUUUCAAACUUUAGUAAAUUUAUGUUGACUGAAAAAGAAUUUACCUGGCAUUUAGAAGGUAGUUCUAUGAUUAAGGUUUCUGGUUUGACCAUUAACGACAUUGAAUUAUCAAAAGAUGUCACUUUGAAUGGUAUUUUUAUUUAA